CUAACUGCGUAUAAAGUGGUGAUCUGCCCAAAAACGACGCCCUCCCCGCCAAUCUUAUCUUCAAAACCACCACCACCACCACCAAAAAUGUCUCACGCCGUGGUGACGCCGCCCUGUUUCCCCACAGUGAGGUCGGCGGCGAACCGGCCAAGGCAGAGAGGAAACACGAAACAAAACAGGAGCAGCGGUGGAGCAGCGUUGGGGUUCGGCGGAGAGAGGAAGGAGGAUCGGUGGAAGUGCGUGGAGGAUUGCGGUGCGUGCUGCAAGCUGGAAAAGGGUCCAUCAUUCGCUACACCUGAAGAAAUCUUCCAAGACCCUUCUGAUGUUCAGCUAUAUAGAAGCCUAAUAGGUCCAGAUGGAUGGUGUAUAAACUUUGAUAAAACUUCACGAACUUGCUCCAUAUAUCCUGAUCGUCCAUAUUUUUGUCGCGUGGAGCCAGAAAUUUUCCAAACACUGUAUGGAAUUGACAAGAAAAGAUUUAACAAGGAGGCUUGCAGUUGUUGUAGAGAUACAAUUAAAGUGGUAUAUGGUUCCAAAUCAAAAGAGCUGGAUAACUUUAAUCAUGCAAUAAAGAGCGUAAGUUCUAGUUAAUUAUUUUGGUUUGCACAGUUGUGAAUGCUCGAAGUCUUUAUCUUUGAAAUGUUUGAAUAGGGAAGGUGAGGUUUUCUUUGAUAAUUAUUUUUGUGGAUAAUGAUUUUUGUAGCUAAUGAGAUUCAUAUAUUGUUCUUACAUAUGGUUUUGUAUAGAUGUUGUCAAUGUGGCUUCUGAAAUUAUGAUUGCUAAUAUUGUUAAUUUGUGGCGAAACGUAGUCCUGUGUUUAUGUA
Molecule: messenger RNA, 824 nt
Organism: Camellia sinensis
Lineage: Eukaryota; Viridiplantae; Streptophyta; Magnoliopsida; Ericales; Theaceae
Product: zinc/iron-chelating domain protein
Source: RefSeq, a predicted model, not a curated record